This is a messenger RNA of Gavialis gangeticus (Gharial), 962 nucleotides long. Its product is annotated as lysozyme g-like. The record is from RefSeq and is a predicted model, not a curated record. The transcript is spliced from 5 exons. Gene Ontology annotation, cellular component: extracellular region. NCBI's taxonomy places the organism in Eukaryota, Metazoa, Chordata, Crocodylia, Gavialidae. Gene Ontology annotation, biological process: defense response to Gram-positive bacterium; peptidoglycan catabolic process. Bases 33 to 647 code for a protein of 204 amino acids. Gene Ontology annotation, molecular function: lysozyme activity.
AUUCUCUUCUGUGCUUGGAAAGAACCACCCCCAUGAACCUGCCACUGAUCAUUCUGGGCCUAGCUGCCCUUAUUGACACUUCCAGUCAGUCUGGAUGCUAUGGUGAUAUAAACAGAGUUGAUACCACUGGGGUAUCUAGUCAAACUGCAAGACCAGAAGGUUUAAACUACAUUGGAGUCCGGGCUUCUGAAACGAUUGCUGCAAAGGACCUAACCAGAAUGAAUACAUAUAAAGGCAUCAUUCAAAGUGCUGGCAGAAAACUGUGCGUAGAUCCUGCUGUGAUUGCUGGCAUCAUCUCUAGAGAGUCACAUGCAGGAGCUGCCCUAACCCGUGAUGGCUGGGGUGACAGGGGAAAUGCCUUCGGUUUGAUGCAAGUUGAUAAGAGGUAUCAUAAAAUCAUUGGGGCAUGGAACUCUGAGACUCAUCUCAUCCAGGGCACACAAAUCCUUGUGGGUAUGAUUAAGGCAAUCCAGAGAAAGUUCCCAACGUGGACUAAAGAACAACAGCUGAAAGGUGGGAUUUCUGCCUACAAUGCAGGACCUGGAAAUGUCCAGACCUAUGCAGGAAUGGAUAUUGGCACAACCCACAACGAUUAUGCCAAUGAUGCAGUUGCACGAGCCAAGUAUUACAAGAAACAUGGUUACUAAAUGUGGGAAUGCCCUUCUACUCAGAUAUAUUACAGUCCUUAAGGUGAUCAGUCCAACUUUCAUAAGAGACCUAGAGCAUUGCUCAAUCUUACUGAUUGUUCCUCUGUGCUAUGUGGUUUCCUUAUCUUCUUAUUGUUAGUUAAUUGCCUUCCCAAUUUGAAAAGAUGCUUGUUUCACUAUCUGUCAUUCUGCUAAGAAAUCAAAAGGGAAAAUUAGCUCUUUGGAAAAUUUGGGGGUGGGGAAUUAAGCUUUCAUUUUCAAUUGUUUUGUAAAUUACUUUGAAAAUGCAUUCUUACAGCAGCUGGCUUUUGGUUG